CAAACCAUCUCUCUCUGUCAUCAAAUUGCAAAUCGGCCAUUGGAGAAACACCAUCAACCACCUCGAAGAAAGUGGGAAACUGACCAACCUCAUCUUCAUAUAUAUACACGCAAAUCAAGAUUCAAGAAGGUUCAUCCAUCCAUUGACGAUGCUUUCUAAUCCACAAAACCCAUCAUCUUUCUUGCUAGAAAGAAUCGCCACCACCACAACCGGCGGUUGCAACAAGCAAAUAUCACGGCCUUGUGCCACCAACAGGGUUCCUGACUCCGUUGCCCGAUACCACACCCAUGCAGUAGGUCAAAACCAGUGCUGUUCCGCCGUCAUCCAACAGAUUAACUCGCCGGUGUCCACCGUAUGGUCCGUCGUCCGGCGCUUCGACAACCCACAAGCUUAUAAACACUUUGUUAAAAGCUGCCAUGUUGUUGAUGGAAACGGAGACGUCGGAACCCUACGAGAAGUUCACGUCAUCUCCGGUCUCCCAGCCGCUAAGUCCACCGAACGCCUCGAGAUCCUUGACGACGAGCGCCAUGUUCUUAGUUUCAGCGUCGUCGGCGGUGAUCACCGUCUUGCUAACUACCGCUCCGUCACCACCCUCCACCCUACACCAACCGGAAAUGGUACAGUCGUCGUUGAGUCUUACGUCGUUGAUAUACCGCCGGGGAACACAAAGGAAGAAACUUUCGGUUUUGUUGACACCAUCGUAAAAUGCAACCUCCAGUCGUUAGCUAAGAUCGCUGAGAACAAAUUCCGGCCAAAAUGAUCGGAGAAUCAAGAUUGUCAACAUCCAUCUGAGAAUCAAGUACAGAAAAUCAUCUCCAAUCGAACACAAGAUCCAAAUGAGAAAUCCAACAACAACGAAGAACAAAUCUAUGGUGUAAAUUUUCAUCCUUGAACGUUUAUGUGAAUCUGUGUGGUUUGGAUUUUUCCUUUAUUUUUGAAGAUGUUUAAGAAAUUAAAGACGAUCUGUUUGAUUGGUAUAGGAAUGAUGAUCCAUGGCCCUCUUGUUCUUGCUGCAUUAUUUUUCCCCUUUGUUUUUUCGUAUUAAAUAAUGAGAUUAUGAUGUA
Molecule: messenger RNA, 1064 nt
Organism: Cynara cardunculus var. scolymus (artichoke)
Lineage: Eukaryota; Viridiplantae; Streptophyta; Magnoliopsida; Asterales; Asteraceae
Product: abscisic acid receptor PYL4-like
Exons: 1
Coding region: 149-760 (203 amino acids)
Biological process (GO): abscisic acid-activated signaling pathway
Cellular component (GO): cytoplasm; nucleus
Molecular function (GO): signaling receptor activity; protein phosphatase inhibitor activity; abscisic acid binding
Source: RefSeq, a predicted model, not a curated record